UCAAAAAAAAAAAACACCACAUGCUCAGAAAUGGAAAAUGACUGUUUAUUGAUGAUGAUGAUUAUGAUUAUAAUCCACAAGACAUGUACUUGUGAAGACGAAGAAGAAGAAGAAGAAGAAAAAGAAGAAAAAAUACUUUUUAUAACGUUUCCAUGGAUUAAAGAGAACGAGAGAGAAUCUGUAAAGGCAAAAAUAGAAAUAUAAAAUAAAGAUUUGUGAACAUAUAGAUCAUCAUCACACCAAGAAAAGUUUUUUGUCCUCUUCGCAAACUACAACAACAGCAACAACAACAGCAGCAGAAGCAGCAAUAAUUUGUUUACUUUAUUUUAAAGUGAUUUCCGAAUUUUUAUUUCUCUUGAAACAUUUCAUCAAGGUAAUCGAUCCUUUUAUUUGAAUUGUGAAAAAAAAACUAAAAAAUCGACCGUUACUCUACAACGAAAACGAAGAAAUGAUGUUGAUGAUGAUGAUGGUGAUACGUCGCUGAAUUUGAUGUUGCGCCAAAUGUGUUGUUUUCUCUUUCACUAGAAUAUUCUUUGUUAAUCAUUUGAGAAUUUUUUUUUCGUUAACGACGAAGUUUUUCAGAAAAAAAGUGCAAUUUUUUUUCAACGACGUAUUAUUCAUCCAGUAAAUUCUUCAGGAAAAAAAUUCAUAAAAUUUUAAAAACGAAAAAAAACAAUGCCUACACCUAUCGAUAAACAUAGUUCAAUAAUGGCUGACGAAACAUCUUCAACGUCUUCAUCAUCAUCAUCAUCAUCGUCAUCAUCUUCAACAUUGACCGCAUCAAUUGGAAAAUUAUUAUCAUCAUCAGUAUCAACGAAAUUUCAACAAAUUAUUGAACAACCAUUUGAAGAAGAUCCCGGUAUUAAUAUUGGUCAUAUAACAGUAUCACAUAAUGGCCAUGUAAUUAUGUUGUCUGGAUUCAAAGGUUAUAAGGAAAACUCUACGGCUUUUUAUCGGCCAUCCGAAGAGAUUUGGAUUUAUGAUCAAAUUGUAGAAAAAUGGAUUAAAAAAAUUUGUUCCACUGAAACUGGUGAUAAAGAUGAUAUGCCAUUAGAACGUAGUAAUGCAUGUGCAACAAUAAUCAAUGAUCAUCUUUAUAUGUUUGGUGGAUUCUCUGAAGAAGGCAAUCUAAAUACAUUAUAUCGAUUGAAUCUUUGUACAUUGAAAUGGUGUCGUAUAAAACCUAAUAAUGAUAAUGGUAGAUUAGAACCAUUACCUUGUGAUAAAAAUGUUUGCUGGGAAUAUGAUGAAAAAUUCUAUUUAUUCGGUGGUUAUGGUCCAGUACCACGUGUUUGGAAUGAAGAUUUUAAUUUUCAAUUUAUAUUUGAUACAUCAUCACAUUGGCAUUAUGUACGUGGUUGGAAUAAUCAAUUAGUUUGUUAUGAUCCUGAAAAGAAUUGUUGGGAAUGGCCCCAACACUAUGGUCAAAUACCAUCAGCACGUGCAGCAUGUGCAGCAUCAAAAAUUGGUGAUAAAAUUUUUCUAUUUGGUGGCCGCAUGAAUCGUGAACGUAUGAAUGAUAUGUACAUGUUAGAUAUGCCAACAAUGCAAUGGACGCAGAUACAACCAAAUAAUAUUGAACAUAAUGUACGUGGACGUUCAUGGCAUACACUUACACCGGUAUCUGAUCAAAUGUUAGUCCUAUAUGGUGGUUUUUCACAUGAUAAUCAACCACUGAAAGAUUGUUGGAUUUUCGAUACUCGUUCAUAUACAUGGCGUGAAAUUGUAUUACCAUUUGAAAAACCACGUUUUUGGCAUUCAGCAACAUUAUCAACAUUUGGUGAAAUAUUAGUACUUGGUGGUGCAACAAAAGAAUUGAUUAGUUCUUAUCAUCGAAAUCCUAAAUAUAAUCAUAUAUUUGCCAAAGAUAUGUUUACAAUAAAAUUUCAACCACAAUCAUUAUUUCGUCUUUGUUUAUCAACUAUUUCAACAAAUUUACAAUUAUCAGAACAAUUAUUUCAUAUAUUACCAAUCGAUAUAUUGGAAAUUGUUUUCAAACGUUGUCUCACCAAUCACAAUCGUUUACGAAUUAUUAAAUUACAGAAAAAUCAUCAUAACAGUAAUAAUAAUAACAAUGAUACAGAUCAAGAUGAUAAUGAUGAUGAUGAUGAACGAAUGAAAAAUUUGUAAAAAGUCAUAAAUCCUGACCAAAACAUGAUGUCAUGUCAUUUCAAUCAAUCAAUGACAAUAAACAAUGAAUUUGAAUAUAUACACACGAACACGCACACAUCACAUACCGGUGAUAUUUGAUCCGCGAAAAAAUUCCGGGAAUUCAAAAAAAAA
Dermatophagoides farinae (American house dust mite) is the source of this 2283-nucleotide messenger RNA. Its product is annotated as kelch domain-containing protein 2. Lineage: Eukaryota; Metazoa; Arthropoda; Arachnida; Sarcoptiformes; Pyroglyphidae. The record is from RefSeq and is a predicted model, not a curated record. Gene Ontology annotation, molecular function: protein binding.